AUGAAUAAUGGCUACUUGGAUGGAGCUAUAUCCUCCCAGACUCGCCUCCCGCAAUUACCGUUAUAUUCGAGGGCCUUCGAACAAUUUAUGCAUAAUGAAGAGCACAAUAAAGAGGUCGCGUUCACACCAUCCUAUUUAGAUGGUUCAGAUUAUAUACGGAAGCUUGAUGAAGCGCGCAAGGCUAAACAGGCGCGGAAAGAGGCUCAACAGCAAGCAGGAAAUGGGUUAUCAGCUGGUAUUACGACAACGGGUGCCCUAGCAAGUAAGCCACCAGCCUCUCACCUAGGGAUGACAUACGAUUUGAUCGAACGGGCACCGACUGUCGACGAUGAGACCAUAGUACCACCUUUACCUACUAAAUGGAAUAAGGACGAUAAACAAGGUCCCCUAGAGGUUUUAGCCGACGGCUUGGAGGUUAAGUACGCUUCAGGUCGCACCACGAGGGAACAAGAGCAUGAAGCCUGUGCGAUUCGUGCAGACCAUCCAAUGCCAUGGCAAGCAGGCCUCUACUAUUUUGAAGUUAGUCUUCUUUCUAGGAGAAGAGACGAAACCACAGUAUGUAUUGGCUUCUCGGCAAAGAACGUCCCUCUAGCCCGACCACCAGGUUGGGAGCCUGACUCAUGGGGUUAUCACGGUGAUGACGGUGAUAUCUAUUCCGGGGAUAAGAUUGGGAAGCCCUACGAAGGAAAAAACUUCGGGCCGCCAGACAUCAUUGGAUGCGGAGUCAACUUCCGAACUCGCGAAGCAUUUUUUACAAAGAAUGGGAGGCAGUUUAAAACUGCGUUUCGGGACAUAAAGGGAGAUCUUUACCCUACCGUUGGCAUGAAGAAACCAGGGGAACACAUUCGCGUCAACUUUGGCCAGACGAAGUUCAUGUUCCAAAUCGAUAACUUGGUAAAGAAAGAGCAAGAAAAAAUGAUGGCAGCCAUCAAUAGGACAAGCAUGGAGAGAUUAGUAUCGCCUCCCAAGAAUGAGACGGACUUAAUCCAGCAACUCGUCUUGCAAUUUUUACAACACGAUGGGUACGUCGAGACGGCCCGGGCGUUUGCCGAGGAGAUACAUGCAGAAAAGCGAGACUUACAAAUCGAUCAACAAACUCCUGUACCCGGCAUCAACAUUAAGGAUGAUGAGGAUGCUCACCAUAGGCAACGCAUCCGGAGAGCCAUCCUCGAGGGCGAUAUUGAAAAGGCCGUUAAGUACACCUAUACUUAUUACCCAGGUGUGUUGGAGGAAAACUACGACGUGUACUUUAAAUUGAGGUGUCGAACCUUCAUCGAAAUGGUACGGAAAUCAGCUGAGAUAAGCAACUCGAAUGCCAAAAAGAGUAACGGGCACCCAUACGACGACACUCCUAACAAGAUGGACGUCGAUGAGAAUGGCUUCUCAGACCAGAUGGAAGAAGACGGCCUGGAUACUCAAACAGAUCAAGAGGAUUGGCUUGUAAAAGCUGUCCAAUAUGGGCAAUCGUUACAGGAGGAUUUUAGGGAUGAUACGAGACCAGAGACCACGAAAACACUUAACGAGGUAUUUUCGCUUCUGGCAUAUCCUAAUCCCCUGGAGGUUAAGGAGGUUGCGCCUUUACUGGAUCGCAAAGGUAGAGUAGCUGUAGCCGAAGAGCUCAACUCAGCAAUACUCUCGUCUCUGGGGAAAUCGUCGCGGUCAGCAUUAGAAAACCUCUAUGGACAAACGAGCGUCUUGUUGGAUUAUCUGCGCGAAGAUGGUGGGCCAGGCUCAUUUAUUACCAUUCAGUCUGUUGUCGACUCGAUACCUCAACCGUUCUAG
Molecule: messenger RNA, 1782 nt
Organism: Daldinia loculata
Lineage: Eukaryota; Fungi; Ascomycota; Sordariomycetes; Xylariales; Hypoxylaceae
Product: SPRY-domain-containing protein
Exons: 8
Coding region: 1-1782 (593 amino acids)
Biological process (GO): cytoskeleton organization; cell surface receptor signaling pathway
Cellular component (GO): cytoplasm
Molecular function (GO): protein binding
Source: RefSeq, a predicted model, not a curated record